Messenger RNA from Trichoderma harzianum CBS 226.95, 2532 nucleotides. RefSeq lists its product as hypothetical. Gene Ontology annotation, biological process: regulation of transcription by RNA polymerase II; DNA-templated transcription. The record is from RefSeq and is a predicted model, not a curated record. The transcript is spliced from 6 exons. Gene Ontology annotation, molecular function: DNA-binding transcription factor activity, RNA polymerase II-specific; zinc ion binding; RNA polymerase II cis-regulatory region sequence-specific DNA binding. Gene Ontology annotation, cellular component: chromatin. The coding region runs from base 1 to 2532 and encodes 843 amino acids. NCBI's taxonomy places the organism in Eukaryota, Fungi, Ascomycota, Sordariomycetes, Hypocreales, Hypocreaceae.
AUGCCAUCUCCAGACUCCAGUCACAACUCCAACGAGGGUCGCCGAGUCCAUGGCCACCGCCCACCAACAGCAAAGAGAAACCUCUGUGUAUAUUGCACACGGAGCUUCAAACGCGCCGAACACCUUCAGCGCCAUAUUCGCACUCACACCAAGGAUAAGCCAUACGUCUGUCAGUGUGGUACCGCUUUCGCACGCCGUGACCUGCUCACUCGACAUGAGCGGCUUUCUCAUGGACACAACAGCUCUCACCAAGGGGUACAAAAAUCUGUCGAUUACGAAGACUCGACGGGUGAUGCUGUUGCGCAAUCAUUUACAGAGACACGAAGUGUAGCAGGCGUUUCAGUAUCGCGUUGGACUGCACCUAACUCUAAUGAGGGUAUUGGGUCCCAAUGGCCCCAGAGGGAGCAGAGUGAGACAAUUUACCAGAACCUUUCCGAUGGGGAUUUGAGCACAUUAUCACGAAUCACGAGGCCGGUUCCUUCUGUGUCCGAUGGGACAGGGGCUGAUCAACAAUAUGGGCAGUCUAUGCCUCGACAUAGUGGGGAUACGCCUUUGAGUCCAGAGGCAACCUUCAAUUUCUUCAAUGAUGAUGGUCAUCACUUUCAGGAAUUUGCUAGCUUCCUUGACAGCAUAGGACUUCCGGCAGAGUGGACACCACCCGACUUCACGCAUGAAGUCAAUACCAAUGGGGUUGACGCUGAGAGUCAUGACAAGAGGGAAUCAAAUAACUUGCGCUCGACGAACGAUGAAUCCUGCCCUGGUUCUCCUUUUGGCUCAUGGCCUCCUUCAGUACCACAAGGCGACCAUCCUCUGACCUCUAUAUCAGAUACAGAUCCUCAUGAUUCCAACUUCAAGACAUAUUCCAUGAGAGUGGACUCCGAUAUUCGAGCACGUUUCAAUGCCUGUCUAGAAAAGUAUCAUGACAUUAUCCCAGAUUUUGUCUUGCCCUCUAGACAUACUCUCACUAGAUACAUCAAAUCUUUCUUUGGAGGAUUCCAUUCUCAUCUUCAGUUCCUUCAUGCUCCAACUUUCCGACCGGGCAAUUGCCCCAUUGAACUCAUCUUAGCCAUAUGCGCUACAGGUGCUCAGUAUUGUUUUGAGCAUCGAAACUCAAGGACUCUCUUCCGCACUUCGAAAGCAAUUAUUUUAGCAAAUCUGUCCCAAAGGGAAAUCGCGGUCAGCCAAAGGGCAGAAUUAAUGUUAUCACCUCUGAAUUUGGGCAGUCGACUCAUUCAGCAGCCUUCUGGCUCUCAUUUCUCCACUGUGGUGUCUUCAAAUUCGGAGCAUGCGAAUUCUACACCUUACAAAGAAAUGGAUACAAUCCGCUGUUUAUUGAUCCUGAUGGGCUAUGCUACUUGGGAAGAUUCAGAGCUGCUUCAUGAAGCACUUAGCCUCCAAAGUUUACUUGUUCACUGCCUUAGAGAGGCGGGGCUACGAGAAACCGUUGAAAAUAAUCCAAGCUCAGCAGAUUUAUCGUGGGCUGAAUGGUCAGAGCAAGAGUCUGUUCGAAGAACAAAGCUUGUCUCAUUCACAUUCAUCCAUGUUCACAGCAUCGCAUAUAACGUUUACCCGGCACUACGGAGUAAUGAGAUUUACCUUCGCUUGCCCUGCUCGACAAGAGAAUGGAAUGCUCAAACUGCUGUUCAGUGGCAAGCCGCACGGCGCGAUGUAAAGGCAGAGCAGCUUCAUUACCAAGAUGCCUUGUCCCGCCUUCUUACAAAUUCAGGGAGCAACGCCCACAUUGACCCCACGCCUGCACCGCUUGGAAAUUACAUACUUCUCCAUGGGCUCCUUCAAAGAAUACAUCUGAUACGGGAGCUAUCUCUCUCCGCACUGGAUUACUCGACGGCUUUGCCAGAUGAAGAAUUGAACAAGAUUGAACGGGCACUUCGAUCAUGGACUCUGGUCUGGAAACAAGCGCCGGAAUCAAGCCUCGAUCCAUCAAACGAGAAUGGGCCAAUUCCGUUUACAUCCAGUGCCCUCCUUGGCCUUGCCUAUAUUCGUGCAUGCAUGAAUUUAGGCCCUCACCGAGCACUCGAGACCCGAAAUCCAUUGCUAAUCGCCGCUGGUAUCUGGAAAGCACCAUCCCCAUCGCGGGGUCGUUUCUUGAUCCCCGCCCUAAUAUACUCUACACAUGCGCUGAGCAUCCCCGUUCGGCUUGGAAUUGACAGUGUUGCGCGUAGUCAAGCAUUUUUCUGGAGUGUCCGCCAUUGCCUAUCCAGUCUCGAAUGCGCGGUCUUUUUAAGUAAAUGGUUAUGUUCAUUAUCCGAACUUCAUGAUACUCAAUCAUUGUCGGAAAAUGAGAACCGUAUCCUCCGCUGGGUCAACGCCAUUGUACAAGAAGCAAUAUCUUACUUGGACAUUGACAAGGCGGAUAUUGGCACAGACGUCGACAUCUCGCGGCCACGUACACUUGGCCUGGCAGUCUCAAGGCUUUGGGCACGUCUCUUUAUGCAUAAUGUGCAAUGGCCAUUCAUCAAUAUUAUUGGCCAGGGUUUGCAGAAAUACUCAGAGACGUUACAGGCCGGGUAA